AUGUUUGUCGGCGGAGACAAGGAGACAGUGGCGCUCACUUCUCAUUUCCUUACCGAGAUUGGCUCAAUCGCGUUGAACUAUCUUCGCCAGAUGAGUGAACGCAAUAACAAAGUGCUGGACUUUCACCACCCGCACCAAAUGCGCGAGGUUUUGUCUCAUUACCUGGAAUUGCACGCAGAGGCCCGGGAUUUAGAACAAAUUCUGAGCGACUGCCGAGAAACCUUGAAGUAUGGAGUCAAAACAGGUAAUUUGGUGUUUAAAUUGCCUCCAUUCUUAUUAAACAUGAUUGCACUUAAAGUUAUUAUAGCUAUACAAUUAGACACCAAUCUGGCCUUUAUUUGUGAACAUUAA
Protopolystoma xenopodis is the source of this 351-nucleotide messenger RNA. Lineage: Eukaryota; Metazoa; Platyhelminthes; Monogenea; Polystomatidea; Polystomatidae. The record is from the annotation of a GenBank genome assembly.